This is a messenger RNA of Triplophysa dalaica, 4070 nucleotides long. RefSeq names its product Ras and Rab interactor 1a (gene rin1a). The record is from RefSeq and is a predicted model, not a curated record. The transcript has 11 exons. Gene Ontology annotation, biological process: vesicle-mediated transport. Gene Ontology annotation, molecular function: small GTPase binding; guanyl-nucleotide exchange factor activity. Gene Ontology annotation, cellular component: cytosol; endocytic vesicle. Lineage: Eukaryota; Metazoa; Chordata; Actinopteri; Cypriniformes; Nemacheilidae. The coding region runs from base 824 to 3292 and encodes 822 amino acids.
UUGGUUAUGUCUGGAAAAUUUAGUAGCAUGUGGCAUUUACAGCACACCUUAUAGGAACCUUCAUAAAGGGUUGGGAUCGAGGAAGUUUGCCGUGAAUCACAGAGAAGCAAACAAUAAACGGUCACAUUUUAACCCAUCCUUCAAUGUUCUUGAAUGUUGUCAACGUCUGGCAACUGAUAUUGUGAAUACCAAGAUGUCUAGCUUUGUUUGAUUUUACACGUACAGUGCAAUUUACUUUUUGAUCGAGUUUACUUUAGAUAAUCCGAAUUUGAACGCAAUACUGUUUAGCACACAGUUUCAGCAGCGAUUAAAAACCUCAGAUGGCAGAAAGAUAAUAUCCAGUUUGAAGCUGCGCAUAUUUAUCUCACCAAGUCUGAACUUGCUCCACUCAUGCAGAGAAUGUGACCAUUGAGGCAGUUUAACACACCUCAGGUUGUGUCUCUUAUUUCAGCUGUACGGACACUACAAUUGAGUGGUUUAAGUUUAGUAGCCCUGCUGUUUCCGUCAUUUUAACAACAAAACCUCACCAUAACCAGACAAUGAGUAAUACAAUAAUUUAAUUAGAAUGCUUGAUCCUGAUUGGCCAGUCGCGACACUUGCGGGUUCGUUAUUUGGUCAUUCCCAGAAAACAACUGUUCAAAACUAAUAACACCGUAGACCGUAGUUUUUUUUGACUAAUUAAAUACAAACAUAUAUUAUGAUAACAUAUAUGACAUUAUAUUUACAAAUAAUUCAACCAAAUUGCCUGUUCGUGACAUCUGAACGUCGUUUCUUACCGUAAAACCGAAAGGAACGGCUUUUCUUCGAGGAAGGUCUGCAUUUGAUGCAGACUGACCCUGUGUAUGACUAUCCUGAUCUUAAGCCAGUGGGGGACAGACAGGCGUGUCCACAGAGAGGAUCACAGAAGAGCGUCAGUGUAUUGGACCGGCUCUUGUUUACACACACUGUGUGGCUUCAACUCUCCAUUAACUCGGCUACUGCUUUACACAUCUUGCGUUGUGAGCCCCCUGGGACCUUCCUGGUGAGAAAAUCAAGGACAUUGCAGAAAAAAAUUCUGUGCAUUCGACUGGCUGAUGACAACAUGCCGUCCUUCUUUAAACAGUUUGUGAUCCGAGACGAGGAUUCGGCCUUCUCUUUAGAAAGCUCUGCUAUCAGUUUCCCAGACCUGUGCAGACUCAUUGCAUUCUACUGUGUUAGUCGGGAUGUUCUUCCAUUCACCCUUGAGCUACCCGAUGCCAUAGCCAGGGCUUCCUCCCGUAAACAGCUGGAAUCAAUCUCUCACAUGGGUGUGGAGUUCUGGAGUUCACAGUUAAAUAUUCAUGGUCCUCGUAAUGGACCUCCUGUCGCUGACAAACCUCUUCCCCCAACUCCAAGCCCGAACGACUACGCCACACCCAUUAACACGAACCCCACCCUAUUCCAGGAGCUUUGUCCAAUCAGAACACGGAGUCCCAUUGAACUGAAUUACGGGGGCGGGAAGGGUUUGUGUUUCAUAAAUCCUCUCUUUCCGCAAGAAUACUCUGACCAAAGGGCCAUCCACAGGCGUCAUCAUUUCAAAUCCAGUUUGAAGGUUCGCGUUUCGACUGAACAUUCUAGCCCCCUGUCACCACCUGUUACUCCACCUCCUCCGCCACCGUUACUGGCUAAAGCCAAAUGCAAAGCUAGAUUGAAAGCUGCAAAGCAGACCAUCCCACCUGUUGCAGAUCAACAGGCCAGUGAAGAAGAUAUCAAGAACACUACGCAGGUAGCCACAGAUUAUGGAAAGCCAUGUGUAGCGUUACAGAAGAUGACCUGCCCCGCCGUCCUGCCCACCCUUUCCCCAACGGCUGAGGAAGAUGACUAUCAGAUGCCCAAAACUUUUCAGAAGGCCAGAUUUCAUGAGCAGAAAAGAAAGGAGGAAAAUGAGGAUGAGGAGGAAGGGCUGGUGCUGGAACAGCAACACGCACCAUCUCUUAGCGAGCUGGACAGCAGUAGUUCCCUUAGCAGCCUCGACGAGCCGGAGGAAAGUCCAGAGCGUCCCUCUCUCACACGAGGCACCAGCAAUCCCAUCAUCCCUUGUCAGUCACCUCCCCGCAAGUCCAUCUCCGCCCUGCGCAAGAUGAGCGCCGCCUUCAUAUCUUUCUUCGCCCCGGAGAAGCGAGUGGUGCGGAUGGUGGAGGACCUGUCUCGUGACAGGCGAAUGGCAUUCGGCGCACUCGUGCAGGAUUUUCUGAGGCAGCAGAGGGAGGCGUUAAAACCACACGGCUUGACCGCUCCUGUGCAGCUGCUUCAAGAUUUGCGUCUCUUCAUCACUCAGGCCAAGGCGUUUCUCCAAGAGUGCGGAGAGCUUGAACCGCCCAUAGAGACUCUUCUGCCUGAGAAUGAGAAAGACCAAGCUCUGGAGAAAGCCAUGUUCCGUUGCGUGCUAAAGCCCCUGAAGCAUCAGAUCGAUGCGGCACUUCGGACCAUACACAAACAAGAUGGUUCCUUCCAGAGAAUGGCAGAGAGCUUGCAAAGAGCUAAAAGAGAAUCCCCACAAAAGCUCUUCGGGGUGCAGGUGGGCACGCCUGAUGCCCAGGGCAUUGAGAAAAUUAAGGACAAGCUGAACCUAAUGCGACGUGCUUACUCACCCAUCGACAAAGUGCUGCUGCUUUUACAGAUCUGCAAACUUAUUUACAAAGCCAUGAAAAGCAAAUCAGGUCAAGAAUUUGGAGCAGAUGACUUUCUGCCCACUCUCUCCUAUGUAAUGGUGCUGUGCAAUGUGCCGGAGGUCAUUCUGGAAGUGGAGUACAUGAUGGAACUUUUGGAAACCUCUUGGCUUACAGGAGAAGGCGGCUACUAUCUGACAAGUGUCUAUGCUAGUCUGAGUCUGAUCCAAAGUCAGCCAGAAGCUGUGCCACCCAGCUGUCUCACAAACCAGGCCAGAGAGUCUCUAAAGGAAUGGACUCGACGUCGGAGCAAAGAAAGCACAAAUCCAAAGGACAAUAAACUGCACCAGAAGUUUGUAAAGGUGCUGUUUCAGGAUGGAGAGAGCAGCAUGGUUAAAACUCUGAUGUGGAAAACUGGGGUUGAUGGUGAGGGCAUGGCUCAGCUCUGUGCUGUCAAGUUUGGGGUGGACCGGGUGGAGGAUUACUGUCUGUUCUGGAGAAGAGAUGGACAGUUAGCGCCUCUUCCACUUAAUGCUCAGAUUCAAGACGUACAGAGCAUCGGCGCAAGUGGGGUUCCUCUCAUCUACCAGGCAACCAAUCAGGAUGAAAGGUCCCAGAAAUUAAUGAGAGGAGGUGUGGUGGAUCUCGCUGAAGAUACUGUGUAAUAUGACGUUUUAUGAGAUGUCACAUCUGCGACCAAGACGUUGUGCCACUAAUUCAUUUUUCAAUAGCUUGAGUAGUUUUACACAUUGAGUUUUAUUCAACAUUUUAUUAAACCGUUUUAUUAAACACCAUUUUAGCACUUAUGGUUGAACUAAAACUUCAGAAACAUUUAAACUGUUUUUACUUAAUUUAUUUAAUGUUGACUGUAAAUAAGGUUGCAAAUCUUUUUGUCUGUUAUUGGGAAUAUUGGAAAAUGUUAUUUGCACGAGUGUUUAUUUGGUUUGAAUUAUACAGCAUUUCAUUUUGUUGCAUUAUUAUAUUAUUUAAGUCUUAUAAAAAAAUUUGUAGGAUAUAACAUAAACAUUGAUACUUGGUUAUUAUCGAGUAGAUUUAUUAUUGAGUGAUUGUACCAUUUCUGAUUCUGUAAAAUAAUAAUUCACCGAUAUAUUCAUAUUCAAAUUCACAUUGGAAAGCUAAAUAUUGUCACAGAAUUUUAUCUCAUUGUUUACCUGCUGAAAUUAUAGUAUUUAUAUAAAAUGUAUUAUACAAGUAACAGACAAUGUACACACAUUCAAAGAUGAAUUAAUUUUAUUUGGUAGGAACCGUUGCUUGUCCACAAAAACACUGAACACUUUGACACGACAUCCUUUGAGGAACCAAAAGUCUUGUUAAAAAUGAGACUUUACUGUACCAUUUCCCCUAGAAAACAGUCAGUUGGAUAAUGAACCAUUUCAUCUCUAGUUUCUGCAGAGUUUGUUUCUAUUAAAGUUGAAAAGUGUA